Molecule: messenger RNA, 3056 nt
Organism: Pelobates fuscus (common spadefoot toad)
Lineage: Eukaryota; Metazoa; Chordata; Amphibia; Anura; Pelobatidae
Product: sodium-dependent proline transporter-like
Exons: 15
Coding region: 77-2086 (669 amino acids)
Biological process (GO): sodium ion transmembrane transport
Cellular component (GO): plasma membrane
Molecular function (GO): L-proline transmembrane transporter activity
Source: RefSeq, a predicted model, not a curated record
GCUGCUUUCUAUGUGUGUCUGAGACUGUGUCUGCCUGUCCUGGGGAUGUCAGAGACUCCCAGAAUCCAGCUAAAAGAUGAAGCUGCCCCCUGAAAAAUGGAGUGAGGGGGUGCAGAUGGGAGAGUCCUCUGGGGGAGACAUGCAGCUGGGGGAGACAGUCGGGGGAGGAGAGGUGUCUGCUAGCCCAGAAACUGCACAGGAAUUUCAGCAGGAGCCAGGACCAGGGGCCUCCCAGAAUACCCAUCACCCAGAGCCAGGACCUGGAGUACCCCACAAUGCCCAUCAUCCUGAGACAGCUCUUAAUAUUCAGCCUGUGGCUCCCACCACAUCCUCAAACCAAACACGAGAGACCUGGGGAGGAAAGUACGAGUUCCUUCUUUCCUGCAUUGGGUACUGUGUGGGCCUCGGCAAUGUCUGGAGGUUCCCAUAUCUCUGCUACCGCAAUGGAGGAGGAGCCUUUCUCAUCCCGUACUCAAUCAUGCUGAUUUUCACCGGACUCCCUCUCUUUCUCAUGGAAUUGAGUUUGGGUCAAUAUGGAGCUGCUGGACCCAUCACUGUUUGGAAAUGUUGUCCAAUCCUGAAAGGGAUUGGCAUUGGGAUGCUUAUCGUCUCUUCUCUGGUCUCCUUAUAUUAUAAUGUCAUUAUUGCUUGGACAUUUUAUUAUUUGGGAAACUCUUUCCAGAGUCCACUGCCAUGGUCAUGUGAAGCCUCUCAGUAUGUCCAGCUGUGUAAGAAUUCCACAAACAAUGGAUCUCAGUUUAGUGCAACGGAGGCCUUCUGGAAUGAGAAGGUUCUGGGUGUGGUGCGAAGCUCUGGACUCAGUGACCCCGGACCCAUUCGGUGGGAGCUUGCCCUAUGUUUGCUGGCUGCUUGGGUCAUCAUUUUCCUCUGCACGUUGAAGGGCAUCCGAAGCUCAGGCAAGAUUGUGUAUUUCACGGCUACCUUCCCCUACGUUGUCCUCAUUGUUCUUAUUAUACGAGGUGCCACAUUGGAUGGGUCCAUCGAUGGAGUAAGGUUCUACCUGACCGCUGAUUGGAGCAGACUUCGAAGUGCUCAGGUGUGGAAUGACGCAGCCUCUCAGAUAUUCUACUCCCUGGGCAUUGGGUUUGGUGGCCUACUGUCCAUGGCCUCAUAUAACAAGUUUGAUAAUAACGUGGUGAGGGAUACUUUGGUUAUAGCCAUUGGGAAUUGCUGUACCAGCUUUUUUGCCGGAUUCGCCAUAUUCUCUGUGUUGGGUCACAUGGCUUGGAAAAAGCAGGUCCCCGUGGGCGAGGUGGCAGACUCAGGUCCCGGGUUGGCAUUUGUGGCCUACCCAGAGGCACUUGCUCUGCUCCCAGGCUCUGUGUUUUGGUCAAUCCUCUUUUUCCUGAUGCUGUUCUCUUUGGGAAUAGACACUCUGUUUGGUAACAUGGAAGGUAUUACGACCGCUGUGCUGGAUGAGUUUCCGUCUCUCCGGGAGUGGAAGCGGAAGACCCUCUUCCUGGGAAUUUUGUGUUUUUGCUUCUACCUGAUGGGCCUUCUCCUGGUUACAGACGGUGGCAUCUACUGGUUUACUCUGAUAGACUCGUACAGCACCAGCUUUGGACUCAUUAUCAUCACUCUCUUCAUGUGCAUUGGCAUGGCUUUCUUCUACGGGGUGAACCAGUUUUGCCAGGAUAUCAUUGACAUGGUCUGCCGCUGCCCACCAUGGUGUACCAAACUCCUCCUGUACUUCAAGGCAUGCUGGGUAUUUAUCACUCCCGCUCUACUGACGUUUAUUAUGUUUUAUAUCUUCAUCGACAUGUAUAAUACUCCCCUUCGUUAUGGACAAUAUGUGUACCCACGCUGGGGCAAAGCACUGGGCAUAUGUAUGGGGUCCCUCUGCUGCCUUCAGAUACCCAUCUGGGCUGGAGUCGCCAUUUUUAAAGAGUCAGGGACAUUAAUGGAUAGGUUUAAAAAAUCUAUCCGACCACUAAACACUUGGAGGACAUCCAGCAGCCAGCGUGAGCAGACCAGUGGAAUCAUCGAUGUUCCGUAUACUGUUAACCUUACAGACAAUGACUUCAAUGAUCCAUUCUGGCAAGGGGGAGACACCUCUGAGUCCUGAUUACUGCCUGAAUAUAUAGUUACAUGCUACGCGCAAGAAAGUUGUGUGAAAUAGCAAGAACCCCAUUUCGUUGUUAUGUAAAACAAGUUGUUAUUUAUAAACUAUAAGGACUGCCUUUCAGACCCACCACAUGAGAUGGAGACAUCACAUGACCAACUAGUGAGAAGCGAACUCUCUGCAAUAUGUUGGCAAAAUGUGCAUAUUGUAACCGGUCAACUAGCCAAUACUACCUCCAAGGAAAACGCUGCUUGUCACUGCUUCUCUCUAGUUGUUUGGAUAUCAGCGUGUGGUGUAGCUAAGGGGGUUACUCAAGAACAAACAUAUUCCUUAUAAGUACUUUAGAUCACAAAGAACUGGAUAUCUGAAAUGGCAAAGUGUCAAUGUUUACAGUUUACGUUAUCAUGUAAACCACCUGGUCUGGAGUCUGGACCGCCGCACAUCGAGGUUUAUUAUGAAAUAAGGAUUCAGAACAUGCACUUUUCAUUACAGAGACAGAGAUUUUGUGGAUGCCACCAAACAUUUAAACAAUGGAUUCUCAACAUUGAUUUUCUGUCACAAAAGAGCCGCUCUGUAACGUGGACCUAAAAAGAAACCCAAAACACAAAGUUCUAUAGAAACAAAUGUUCUCACUCAGAGAAAGGGUCAUACUGUGCACUCGCUCCCAGACCUGGGUUCUGGAUAUUACUCUAUGUGAGAUAAGGCAAGAAUUAAUGUUAUUUACAAAUGUCCAACUACGGCAAGAUGAUCUCAGUGAAGAGCCAAAUUACCUCAAACCAUGGCUGCAGGGGACUCCAUGGACCAUUAGUUUUGGGGGUCACCUCCCUAUCUCCAUCUUAUCUUUUCAUUUUCACACAUGCUUGCGGUUAUCCGAGGACAGCUUUCGUUUUGGCCUAGAAGGAAUGAGAAUUUACAGCUUUUAUGGUGUAGACCUUCCUCUCUAUUCCACGCUGGUUCUCAAUGUAGGGCAUUG